AACACCACGAGGCCGAAUCAAAAUAAACCGGAUCGUUUGUUUUCCUUUUCAGUCCAGCUCGGAGGAAAACAAAGUCCGGCAAUUAAAGUAAAGUUUGCCAGUUCCUUUUGCCCAUCAAAAUGCCGUACGCAAGGAAAAAAAUGCACAGUGGAGACACACAUCUGCGCCGUCGGUGGCGGCUGCGGAAUCGGCGCAAGGAUUUGGACGAAAUCGAUGCCGACCUGAAGAACGACCCGGAAAAGCUGCUGAAACAGGAGGUCGAUCUGGACAAGCCGGGCUUCGGGCAGUUUUACUGCAUCCACUGUGCUACCUACUACAUCAACGAUCAGGCACUGCAGGCCCAUUUCCGUACGAAAGUACACAAGCGUCGUCUGAAGGCACUCGAGGUGGAACCGUACUCAAUUGAGGAUUCGUUGCGUGCGGCAGGUCAGGGCAGCUUCGUGCAACCGCAGAAGCGAAAGAUGGAAACACAGCUCAGCUUGGCGGAGGUGGACGAGGGAAAGCGAAUGAAGGUGGAUACGGUAAUGGAGGAGGAAAAGCCCGCCAAACAGGAACUGUCCAAGGUGAAAAAGGUGACCGACUACAAGAAGGUGCUGGAAGAGCUGUAAAAAUAAAAUGGUUGUUGUAAAGGGAGAAA
Anopheles coluzzii is the source of this 637-nucleotide messenger RNA. Its product is annotated as zinc finger protein 593 homolog. Gene Ontology annotation, molecular function: zinc ion binding; nucleic acid binding. The record is from RefSeq and is a predicted model, not a curated record. The transcript has a single exon. Lineage: Eukaryota; Metazoa; Arthropoda; Insecta; Diptera; Culicidae. Bases 120 to 608 code for a protein of 162 amino acids.